Molecule: messenger RNA, 1329 nt
Organism: Daphnia pulicaria
Lineage: Eukaryota; Metazoa; Arthropoda; Branchiopoda; Diplostraca; Daphniidae
Gene: kin17
Product: DNA/RNA-binding protein KIN17-like
Exons: 4
Coding region: 84-1286 (400 amino acids)
Biological process (GO): DNA replication; DNA damage response
Cellular component (GO): nucleus
Molecular function (GO): double-stranded DNA binding
Source: RefSeq, a predicted model, not a curated record
ACCUUGCAAGUUGCAACUUUUUGUUUAGUGGUAAUCUUUAGUGGGUUCUUUUUCCGUUUAAGCAUCAAUACAAGAAGAAUAAAAUGGGAAAAGCCGAAGUCGGAACGCCAAAAUGGAUAGGAAACAAAAUGAAGUCCAAAGGUUUGCAGAAAUUGCGCUGGUAUUGUCAAAUGUGUCAAAAACAGUGCCGAGAUGAGAAUGGUUUCAAGUGCCACACAAGCUCGGAAUCCCAUCAAAGACAACUUUUACUGUUUGCAGACAAUUCUCGUAAAUACCUUGAUGAAUUCUCGCAUGAAUUUGAAAAGGAUUUCUUAAACCUACUGAGAAGACAAUUUGGAACAAAAAGAGUUCAUGCCAAUGUGGUGUAUCAAGAAUACAUUAGAGAUAGGAACCAUACCCACAUGAAUGCAACAAGAUGGACUUCAUUAACAGGAUUGUGUAAACACCUUAGCAGACACGGCAAGGUUGUAGCUGAUGAAACAGAAAAAGGUUGGUUUAUCACAUACAUUGACCGGGACCCAGAAACCAUUGCUAGAGCAGAGGCAGUGGCUAAAAAGCAAAAAAUGGAUAAAGAUGACCAAGAGAGGGUUUCAGACUUUAUCGAAAAACAAGUUCAAAAAGGCAAGCAAGAAGGAGAAGAGGAAGAAACUGUCUUUACUGAAUUCAAACGAGAAAAUCCAGAAGAAAAGAUUCAAAUUCAACUAGGUCCAAAAAUCAAGAAGGAAGAAGUCCAACUUGCUCCUUCAACUAGCUUUUCUGAAAUGAGAGAUGCUAAACCUGGUAAAUCCUCAGCCACAGAUGAUUCUGUCUUUAAAGUACCUCACAACAAAGAUAUCAAAAAAGAAAAAUCAACCGAAAAACGAAAGCUUUCGGCUUUAGAUGAAAUCAUGAUGGAACAAGAAGCUUCAAAAGAGAAAUUUGGCAGAAAAGAUUACUGGCUGGCCGAAAACAUUGUUGUUAAAGUUGUCACAAAAUCUCUUGGGGACAAGUACUACAAAAAGAAGGGAUACGUCAAGCAGGUCAUUGACAAAUACGGAGCCAUGGUGACCAUGACAGAUACCGGCCAUACCUUAAAACUGGACCAGUCUCACCUGGAAACUGUCAUUCCAGCUGAAGGACGAACAGUUAUGAUUGUCAACGGUGCAUAUCGCGGAUGUCGAGCCAUACUUAAAAGUCUCGAUGCCAAAAACUUCUGCGUUUCAAUCACAAUCGAUUCGGGACCUGUAAAAGGACGAGUUGUCGAGGGAGUCCAAUAUGAAGACAUUUGUAAAAUUCACACUGAAUAAUUUGAUUUGCAAGAAUACACCACGAAUUCAUUUUCUUAUUUAA